UGGAGAGACUUUCACUAACAAGGGGCUCAGCAAAUGAUCGUACCCAGAGAUUCUAUGGCCUUAAUAAUUGUUUCUAUCAGUGGAAGAUGCUCUUUUCUGUUUAACUUGCAAAAACCUUAUUUCUUUGUCAUAGCUCCAUCUUUAUAUGUAUACGUAAAUUGAGCAAGUUCUUUCAUUAUAACACCAACUGCAUUUCACUGUGAAGUGUGGCCACCAACAAAGAGAAAAGGAACCUGGGAAGAAAAUCAUGGAAGACAGAAGUGGUAGCUCUUAUAAACUUUCGGCAGGCAAACCGGCGUCAGAGUUGGAAACACUGCAGAAGCAGCACGAGGAGAGAACGGUGAAGAUCCAAGAGCUCAAGAAACGAAUCGAAACUGUGAAGCUUCGGUUGGAGCAGAAGAAGAAAAAGGAAACCCCAGGUGAGAAUAAGGAAGCUUUCCACGACCUGAUCCUCAAAUAUAACAGCCUGAGAGAUGAAUAUAUUGCACUGUCGAGGGACAAGUCAAGGGACCUGAAUAAAUAAGGGCAAACUGUUUUCUUCAGUUUAUCAGCUCUGUUCAAGUACUUUGCUUAAUGGGUUAACAAGUGUUUCUGCAAUUAAAACAAUAGAUAUAUAAGACA
This is a messenger RNA of Gossypium raimondii (Peruvian cotton), 621 nucleotides long. RefSeq lists its product as uncharacterized. Bases 248 to 523 code for a protein of 91 amino acids. NCBI's taxonomy places the organism in Eukaryota, Viridiplantae, Streptophyta, Magnoliopsida, Malvales, Malvaceae. The transcript has 3 exons. The record is from RefSeq and is a predicted model, not a curated record.